AGACCCCUCUCUCUCUACAGUACACUUUGAACCUCUCUCUCUCUCUCUCACUAACUACUUCGAACUUUCGGGUUCAAAACCGUAACAAUGGCGAAACCCUAAUUUCGUAUAUCGCUCUUCCUCUGGGGGUUUAUUUUUUAGUAAACCCUAAUGUUCUACUUGCUUGAGCUCUGUUUGAACUUCCUUAGAAGGGGUUAUAAGCUUUGAUAGCUCUCUCUGAUCGCGUUUUGGUAGGCUCUCUUUGAUCGGGUGCACGAUUCAAGUGUCUAUAUCGAAUAAGCCUUAUAAAGUCGAAGACCCUAUAAAGUUUGAAAGCCCUAGAAUGGCAGCAAUGGAGGAUCAUUGGGUCACUGGUGACCCUCCUCCCCACUAUUUACCAUCUGAUUUCGAAGCCCUGCAAAUACCUCCCCUUGAUCCGGCUUAUACAGAUGGACUCUUCAACGAUAUGGAUUUUCCUCAGACUUUGAUGGAUGGUAUUGAGUUCUCUGAUGAUGAUCUUAACUUUGACCUUGAUGAUAUUCUCUUGCCAUCAUCGCCAGGUUCCGGCAAUAACAGCGGGGUUUUGCCAGAUUCUGGUCAAAAUUGCCAGUCCUUGAUGAACUCUGGAGAUUCUGGUUAUUUGAGCAAUGGUGAUUCAAGCAUCAACAUCGAGGUACAAGGGUCUCAGAUUCCAGCUUCACUGUCUUCAGAUCAUACUAAUGGAGAUCCGGAAGUGGAUUCCUCUGGUUCAGUUUUGGCUUCCUGUGAUCCUUCGAUCCAAAGUGUUACCAACUCUGAAACUGCAACAUUUUUUCCAGAGAUUAGGGUUUGCACUGACAAUAAGAACCAAUUGUUGAUAGAUUCUGGUAACACGAGCUCCAUGACUGGUUUUUGUGGAACUCGGGAUCCUGGGGUUUUAGGCUCUGAGAGCCCACAAUCUCUACAAUGUAGUCAGGUUUCUGCUGAUUACAAGGAUCGGCCAUCUCCAGAUUCUGGGCACGGGAGCUCGAGCAUGAAUUUUGGUGAUACUUUCACCAGUGGGCUUUCAAAGUCUGAACCUUUGGUUUCUUUUCAAGGGAAAAGGAAGAAAGCGAGAGAAGAUGGAUCUCCUAGUUCUAACAACGAAGAGGAGGAGAAGAAGAAGGCGAGGCUUAUGAGAAACAGAGAGAGUGCUCAGCUUUCACGACAGAGGAAGAAGCAUUAUGUUGAUGAGCUUGAAGACAAGGUAAGAGCCAUGCAUUCAACAAUUGCAGAAUUGAAUUCUAGGCUUUCAUUUGCCACAGCUGAAAAUAUGAAUCUACGGCAUCAAUUGAUUGCGCUCUCCCCAACUUCUAAUGCAUAUGCACAACCCUCUUCGUUACCUUCCCAUUUUCCUUGGGUUCCUUGUUCUUCUUAUGCUAUGAACCCUCAAAAUGGAUUAGGGUUUCCCCCUGGUUCGCAAGUCCCAUUGCUCCCAAUACCUAGAUUGAGAACCCAACAAACUGUAUCUUCAUCUAAAGGUAGGAAAUCAUCGAAGGUGAAUGGGAAAGAUGGGGACGGUUCAAAACCAUCAAAGAGAAUCAAGAAGGUUGCAAGCGUGAGCUUCCUGGGGUUUUUCUUAUUCUUAUUGUUUUUUGGAGGUCUAAUUCCAGUUUUAGACUUUAGACAUGGGAAAAUCAGUGAUCAAGGGGUCCCCCCCAAAGGAAGGGUUUUAAUAAUUAGGGAUCAUGUAAAUACUUCAGAUAAAAGAGAAGUAAUUGAUCUUGUAAAUGGUGACUUUGGAAAAGAAAAUUGGGAUUAUGCUAAGCAUAAGAGAGAUGGGUAUAGGGACUCAGGGAUGGAAGCGAAGCAAAAAGAACGGGGCUCUCACUCACUUCCUUUCUCUGAUACCAAGGGAUCUGUGCGACCUGACAAUGCCAGUGAACCUAUGGUGGCAUCACUUUAUGUUCCUAGAAAUGAUAAACUUGUGAAAAUAGAUGGCAAUUUGAUUCUUCAUGCUGUUCUUGCAAGUGAGAAAGCAGUGGCAUCUUCAGCUGGAAGGGAGAGUGAGAAACAAACCAUGGCUCCAGAUGGUGAAGCUCUGAGAAAUGGAUUGACAAUUGCUAGUGCUAUGACACCUGCUAUACCUGCUGCUUCAAAUGCAGCACUAUAUAGAGAAACUUUGCGUCGGAGAGCUCGUUCUUCCACUUCUAGAAAUGCUUACUUGGAAAAUCAAAAGGCCUCAUCGAUUGAUGGGCCUCUCCAGGAGUGGUUCCUUGAGGGACUUACGGGACCAACGCUGAGCUCGGGCAUGUGCACAGAGGUCUUCCAGUUUGAAGUGAACACAACCAUAAUCCCGAAAACGCCCUCUUCAAAGGCUCGCAAUUCUUCCGAGAACUCACUUUCAAAGAACAGGCGGUUCUUGUACCAUGAUGCUAUACCCCUGCCUGGCAAGACUGUCCUCAAUGAAACAGGGGAGAGUUGGGGUAAGAGAGAAAAAGGAGAGGAGAGAGAAAUUAAGCCCGGAAUGGUGGUUUCGGUUUUGGUGGACCCAAGAGAGGCCAAUGACGAUUCCGUGGGCCCACCAAGCAAGAGGUUAGGGCGUGUAUUUGUUGUGGUUUUGAUAGACAGCAUCAAGUAUGUGACUUACUCUUGUGUGGUGCCGGGACCAAAGGGAUCCAAGCCUCACCUGGUUACCAGGUGAGUGGAGUGGGUUGGUUUUGUAGAGAGAGAGAGAGAGAUCUAACCUGCAGCAUAGGUGUUUGGAGCAAUUUGCCUUGUGCCCUUUUGUGAGAUCAAACUCUGUGCUUACUAAUCAAAAUGAACAAUAGUGUACUAAGCUCAACUCUUAGUACUGUGUUCAUAUAAUCAAAUAUAUAGAUUUAUGGUGA
Amborella trichopoda is the source of this 2828-nucleotide messenger RNA. Its product is annotated as bZIP transcription factor 17. Gene Ontology annotation, molecular function: DNA-binding transcription factor activity. The record is from RefSeq and is a predicted model, not a curated record. Gene Ontology annotation, cellular component: endoplasmic reticulum membrane; nucleus. NCBI's taxonomy places the organism in Eukaryota, Viridiplantae, Streptophyta, Magnoliopsida, Amborellales, Amborellaceae. Gene Ontology annotation, biological process: regulation of DNA-templated transcription.